CUUCGCGACACACAACCGCGUAUCGACAACAACCAUCACGACUCGUAUCGACCGGUACCCAGCUAGCCCUAUAUCAACAGCACGCACAGCGACCUCUCGACUCCCCUCGCAGACCGCUGCCGCCACUCACGCUCACCGCAACCCCUAAUCCAGACGCUCCUCCACGUCUUCCCUCACCAGCCAUGACUAAGCGUGUCCUCCGCGUCGCGCUCCUCAUCAACGAUGUGCCGAUGCAGACGGUGAUUGACGAGGACGGCACCUACUACGACAUCUUCAAGCGCUGGCUCCUCAAGGCGCUGGCAAAGUACCCCGAUGCGCAGGUCGCCAACAACACCGAGCUUGUGUUUGAUGGCUACGACGUCGUCAACAAGCUUGAGUUCCCGCCCGCCGAGAAGCUCGUCGCUGGCGGCUCCGAGUCGUAUGAUGUGAUCAUGUUGACUGGAUCGAGGCACACUGCGCACGACGAGACCAGCUCGUUCGGCCCCACUCUUAUCAAGUGGAUCCGUGAGGUCGCCACCAACCCCGCUACCCAGCACAUUCGCCUGGUUGGCAUCUGUUACGGCCACCAGAUCCUCUCCAUUGCGCUUGGCGGCCAGUGUGAGGUCGGCAAGGCUGGCUGGGAGGUUGGCGUCUACGGCAUCAACUUGACCGAGGAGGGCAAGUACUGGUGGUCGUCAGACGUCAACUCUGUCAAGGGCUCGGACAAGAUCUACGCCGAGCAGAUGCACCGCGACCACGUCCCCGCACUCCCACCAGGAACCCAACUCCUCGGCAGCUCAGAAAAGUACCCAGUUCACUCGUUCGUCAAGCUGCACCCCGCUUCGACACCAGCCAAGCCCCUUGCCCAGGUCCUCACCAUCCAGGGCCACCCCGAGUUCACCCCCUCAAUCGUCAACCACAUCACCGACGCACGCACCGAGGGCGGUAUCUUCACCCCCGAGGUCGCUGCCGAGGCACACCGUCGCGCAUCUGGUGUUGAUGGCACUGGCGGCGAGGGCGAGGGCCGACUCGGCACCGCCAUCUGGAAGGUCAUGCUCCAGGACCUUCCGGUUCAGCAGGACGCCCCCGCACCACAAGGCAACGGCUCGGCACAGCAGUCAACUCAAGCUUAUCUGCAAGAUCCGUCCCGCUACGCCAGCAUUGACAAGCUACUCGACCGCCCGGGUCCCUGGACUGAUGAGAGCUUUGAGGGAGGACAGACGACCAAGAACUUCCUCCGUAACGAGUCCAAGAUUCUGGUCAUCGGUGCCGGUGGUCUCGGCUGCGAGAUUCUGCAGAACCUUGCAUUGACCGGCUUUGGCAACAUCCAUGUCAUCGACAUGGACACGAUUGACAUUUCUAACCUCAACCGCCAGUUCCUGUUCCGCGAGGCCGAUGUCGGCAAGUCCAAGGCUCUUGUGGCCGCCGACUUCAUCAUGAAGCGUAUCCCCGGCGUCAAGGUGACGGCCCACCACAGCAAGAUCCAGGACCACCCCCUUUCCUUCUACAAACAGUUCAACAUUAUCAUUGCUGGUCUGGACUCGAUCUCGGCUCGCCGGUGGAUCAACGCCACGCUCGUCGGCAUGGUGGACGAGGAGGACCCGGAGAGCCUCAAGCCUCUGAUCGACGGCGGUACUGAGGGCUUUAAGGGCCAGGCCCGUGUGAUCCUCCCGACAAUCACUUCGUGCUACGAGUGCUCGAUCGACAUGCUCACCCCUCCCACUGCAUUCCCCAUCUGUACCAUUGCCAACACCCCCCGACUCCCCGAGCACUGCAUCGAGUGGGCCAGCGUUCUUGAGUGGCCUCGUGUGUUCAAGGACAAGAAGCUUGACACGGACGACCCAGACCACAUCGAGUGGCUGUUCCAGGUUGCCUCGAACCGCGCUUCCGAGUUCAAGAUUGAGGGCGUCACGUGGGCUCUUACCCAGGGUGUCGUAAAGAACAUCAUCCCGGCUAUUGCAAGCACGAACGCAAUCAUUGCGGCGUCGUGUUGCAACGAGGCGCUCAAGAUUGCCACGACGUGUGCGCCUUUCCUCAACAACUACAUGAUGUACGUUGGCAACGACUCGCUCUACACCUUCACCUUUGAGCACGAGAAGCGGCCCGAGUGCCCCGUCUGCGGCGGCGAGUCCAUCUCGGCCGAGGUUGGCAAGGACUGGACUCUUGAGAAGCUUGUGGAGUGGAUUAGCGUGCGGCAAGACCUCCAGAUUACGCGGCCCAGCUUGGCCCAUGCCAGUGGCCAACCGCUCUACUUCCAGGCACCUCCUCAGCUGCACGAGGCUACCAAGCCGAACCUGGAGAAGCUGGUUUCGGAACUAGUGCAGGAAGGCGAGGCACUGGUUGUUACGGAUCCAAACCUGCCGUUUAGCCUGUCUGUGGAGGUGACGUUUGUGUGAGCUGCAGUCAGGGAGGAGCAGCAGCUUGGUGUGAAGAAGGUGCAAUGUACAUAGCUAGCAUUGUAUUAUAGAGACGAUUGCAUGGAGUGAA
Molecule: messenger RNA, 2466 nt
Organism: Vanrija pseudolonga
Lineage: Eukaryota; Fungi; Basidiomycota; Tremellomycetes; Trichosporonales; Trichosporonaceae
Gene: uba3
Product: NEDD8-activating enzyme E1 catalytic subunit
Exons: 13
Coding region: 183-2375 (730 amino acids)
Biological process (GO): protein neddylation
Cellular component (GO): nucleus; cytoplasm
Molecular function (GO): NEDD8 activating enzyme activity
Source: RefSeq, a predicted model, not a curated record